This is a messenger RNA of Diabrotica balteata, 2214 nucleotides long. Lineage: Eukaryota; Metazoa; Arthropoda; Insecta; Coleoptera; Chrysomelidae. The record is from the annotation of a GenBank genome assembly.
AUGGAUAUACUGUUUAAUCUGCUUAUUUCUCGUCUUCUUACAUAUUUCUUUCAUGGUAAAUGUCCAAAUAUGGCACAGCGUAUGAAGACAUUUUUUGAUUGUGUGAUCAAGGACUUUAAUCAAAAUGAGCUGUUGCCGACUAAAAUGCUGUUUUUUAUUCACUCAUUAUCUACGUUGAUCCUUUAUCCAUUUUUGGUCGUUCAAAUGAAGCAUCUAGGACUGGAUGUUCAAGAAACUGCAAUAAUAUCUUUUGUGACUCCCUUUGUAUCAAUUAUUUUACCAUUAUUCAUAGGACGUAUUGCAGAUAAAAUUGGACAUGUUAAGUACCUACUAGCAGUAUCUUCAGUAGCUGCAGGACCUACAGCAUUGCUUUUACUUCUGGUUCCUGUAGCAAGAACUACGGUCAUGUUUCCUGAAAAUUUGAUUUUCAGUGUUUCGUGUGAGGGAGAAUCAAUCCCAUACCUCUCUUUGCACGGUGAAGAUAUGUGCAUUCUUCAUGAAAAUAAAAAAACUCUAGAUAGUUUGUUUCAUCAGCAAUCCUGCGGUUUUGGUUGCCAGGCUUACUUGGAUCAAACCUACACCGACUAUGUUAUGAAUGUUUCUCGUUAUCAGGUAUUGCUUUAUGACGUCAUAUACAGUAAACCUAUGGUCUAUACGUUUCCAGUUAUACCUGAAAAUGAAUCAGAGCUAAGGAUGGAAACACAACGUAAAAUUUUAUUAAAAAACAAUCACCGAUAUUCAAAUACUAUAAUGAAGAUGUCCAAAAACUCAUUCUACUUUCCAACUAUGCAUAUGUUUAAUUUUACGUGUAACAUGACAAAUGAGCCGAAUAUAGGAUGUGUUAUGGGAGGCAAUGAACAGUUUGUUGAUUUUAAGAGACUAGAAAAAUUCUGGAACGCUAGAUUAAAACUACUUCCUCCAGAUAACUAUGAUAUUGAAGAAAACACACAGACAUUUGAAUUUGAUUAUCUAAAUUCCACAAAACAAAACAAUAUCACAUGCAAGAGAAAUGAGGUGAUGAAUACUAAACUUAUAAGUGUGAGUAUAAACGUAGAUUUACCUCAUUCUCCCAUUAAACAUCUGGAUAUAGGAAGUUGUUCUCUUAGGUGCUUGGUCACUACUCGCAGAGAAAACGUCUGCAUAAAUCCUGUAUUGAAGGUAGAACAGAACGUUGCACUCAGUUUUUGGUCUUACCUCGGUAUUCGUGUUGUUCUCGAUAUCAUCAAUAGUGCUAGUAUUAUUAUGUUUGAAACUGUUCUAAGAGAAAAGAACGAUGAUUAUGGAUUUCAAAAAGUUUACGUAAUAAUUGGAGGAAUGAUAUGCUCUCCGUUUUCUGGAUGGAUGAUUGAUUACGCUAGUGGUGGAAAAAAUUACCAUGACUUUCGAGCUUCUUUCCGUAGACGUCGCACCGAAGAUGAAAUCGAAAUAGAUGGGUCUCCUCAGACCAGAGUACUAUCCGUUGAAGAACUCUUAGAAGAGUAUAGAAGAAUGCAUAAUCCCAUUGAUAAUACAGAUGGAGAGGUAACAGAUGAAGAAGAUGAGGCUGUAUUUCUUGAGCGUUCAUUACCACCCAUCCAAGAAGAAAAUAUGGACGAACAAGGUGCUUCAGCUGAAGAUCCAAAUCAAAAACAAGUAAGUGUGCCAUCUGAUUAUUUUGUUGAUUCUCAUGAUCCAAUGCCAGCAAUCCAAAAAGAGAAUUUUGAACAACCACAAGAUGGGCAAUUGGUUUUGCCCAAGGCACCAAAUCAUAUCGCAGUAAAUAUGCCUGCCGAUGCUUCUGAUGGUCCACAGACAACAAUUCAAGAUCAAGCCAUCUCUAACAAUUUGAAUUUAUCUAAGAACCCAGGUGAUAUCCAGCUAGACAUACCGUGUGAUGGUUCUGAUGCUAAUGCUCCAAAAUUGGAACCAAAUGGUAUGGGUGAGGCACUACCCGGUCCAUUGGACUUGCAUAACAAUCCGGAUCAAAUCCAGGUAAAUCCUGUUCUUCCCGAUGAGGUUGAUGCUGCAGUACCCACAGUGGAAGAAAAUGUUGAACAAGAAGCAGUACCAGCUCCAAACAUGAUUGCUGCGGCGGAUGCACCUGCAGCGGCUGUGAAUCCAUCAAACUGGUUUGAAAAUAUAACUUGCACUUUAUGUUUUUUUAGAUUACUUACUCUUUUAUUUAGUGGAGCAGUUAUGCUCGCAGUUUGGCUGAUUGGAUCUAACCAUAAAUGA